UUUACUCAACUUCUUCUUCCCACAAACUUUUCAAGGCCUACCAAGAAACUACUUACUUUUGUUUGCAUCUAGCUCUCUUUAAAUAGCAUGGACUAAGUCUGUGAAAGAGGAGAAGAAAAAGAAACAAGAAAUGCCAGAAUACUGUGUAACAGGGGGUACGGGUUUCAUUGCAGCUUACCUUAUUAAGGCCCUGCUCCAAAAGGGUCACAUUGUAAGAACCACUGCUCGUGAUCCAGCAGAUAAUGCAGAGAAAGUGGGGUUCUUGUGGGAGCUAGAUGGUGCCAAAGAGAGGCUCCGGAUUAUGAAAGCUGAUCUUCUAGUGGAAGGUAGUUUUGAUGAUGCCAUUCAGGGAGUUGAUGGAGUCUUUCAUACUGCUUCACCUGUGUUGGUCCCUUAUGAUGACAAUAUUAAGAAAACACUGAUUGAUCCAUGUGUAAAUGGUACCUUGAAUGUCCUCAACUCUUGCAAAAAAGCACCCACCUUGAAGAGGUUUGUCUUGACAUCUUCUUGCUCUUCAAUUAGAUACAGAGAAGAUGCCCAACAGGUUUCCCCUCUCAAUGAAUCCCACUGGAGCGACCUUCAAUAUUGCCAAAAGUACAAUCUAUGGUAUGCUUAUGCUAAGACUAUAGCAGAAAAAGAAGCUUGGAGAGUAGCUGAGGAAUGUGGUAUUGAUUUGGUGGUGGUAAAUCCAUCCUUUGUUGUGGGUCCUUUGCUUGCUCCUCAACCCACCAGUACAUUGCAGAUCAUAUUGGGCCUAGUUAAAGGUGUGCUUGGAGAGUAUCCCAACAGAAGGUUGGGGUUUGUUCACAUUGAGGAUGUUGUGGCCGCUCAUAUAUUAGUCAUGGAGGAACCAAAAGCUUCAGGUAGACACAUAUGUUCAAAUUCAGUGAGACACAUGUCACAGAUCAUUGACAUGUUAAGGACCAAGUAUCCGUCUUAUCCUCUUGAGAACAAGUGUGGCAGCCAAGAAGGGGAAGACAUCCUACAUAGCUUGGAUACCAGCAAGAUAACUCAACUGGGGCUGCCCCCUCUAAAGAGUGUCAAUCAAAUGUUUGAUGACUGCAUUCAGAGUUUCCAAGACAAGGGAUUCCUAUGAGAUAUACCUAAGUUGUUAUCUCUAUAUCUGACCCACAAUUUAUUUGUGCUUGGAUAAAAGGGUUAAUAAAUUGUCAAGUUUUCCACUCCUUACAAGAAGAGUCAAUAAUAUUCCUUUCUGCUGUAUUGGAAACUUGAGAUUAGUUUAUUUAAGAGGGUGAAGUUAAGAAAUUCAAUCUCCAGACUUUAAUAAAAUGGCUUAUAAAAGAAUGUAUGUGAAGUGAAAUGUGUUGCUACCAAUUUGGCAUUAGCCCUGGGAUAUGAAAAAGUUGGGAAAGCCGACAAAUAGAUUGGAAUGA
Messenger RNA from Lycium ferocissimum, 1394 nucleotides. Its product is annotated as tetraketide alpha-pyrone reductase 2-like. Gene Ontology annotation, molecular function: oxidoreductase activity, acting on the CH-OH group of donors, NAD or NADP as acceptor. Bases 131 to 1096 code for a protein of 321 amino acids. The transcript is spliced from 6 exons. NCBI's taxonomy places the organism in Eukaryota, Viridiplantae, Streptophyta, Magnoliopsida, Solanales, Solanaceae. The record is from RefSeq and is a predicted model, not a curated record.